Messenger RNA from Rotaria sp. Silwood1, 417 nucleotides. Lineage: Eukaryota; Metazoa; Rotifera; Eurotatoria; Philodinida; Philodinidae. The record is from the annotation of a GenBank genome assembly.
AUGAUUUAUUUAAACGUCUUGAUAAAAAAAGAAGAUUUUUUAAAUGAAUUUAAUUAUUUGGAAACAAUUCGUGAUAUAAAUCGUCAAUAUGAUGAAAUUGUUUUAACAAAUUGUAUAAUUGAUGAAAGAUUUUUUUUAGAAAAUAAAUUUCAAUUAAAUGACUUAUGUAAUUCAUUAAAUGAAAAUCAAUAUUCAAAAUCUUCUCAAAAUCUAACAUUAUUAACAGCAAAUCAACAUAUUACAUCGAAUGAUUAUCAAACAAUUUCUUUUAAUCAAUAUUUAACAUUCAUAUCUCAAGCUAAUCAAUUAAUUAAAUUAUUAUAUUCAAUUGUUCAACAACAACAAACAAAACCAACAAAUAAUCUUAUUUCAAUUAUUGGACAACAAACUUUUUUUAUCAAAUCGAACAUAAAAUAA